Messenger RNA from Leptopilina heterotoma, 2053 nucleotides. It is a transcript of the gene ari-2, whose product is annotated as potential E3 ubiquitin-protein ligase ariadne-2. The transcript is spliced from 7 exons. The coding region runs from base 136 to 1602 and encodes 488 amino acids. The record is from RefSeq and is a predicted model, not a curated record. Lineage: Eukaryota; Metazoa; Arthropoda; Insecta; Hymenoptera; Figitidae. Gene Ontology annotation, cellular component: cytoplasm; ubiquitin ligase complex. Gene Ontology annotation, biological process: positive regulation of proteasomal ubiquitin-dependent protein catabolic process; protein polyubiquitination; ubiquitin-dependent protein catabolic process. Gene Ontology annotation, molecular function: zinc ion binding; ubiquitin conjugating enzyme binding; ubiquitin protein ligase activity.
UAUUUAGUUGUGUGCACGCCGUUCACUUGCACGAGGUUGUGUGUUGAGUGUUCUUACUUUCAGAUUUGUUUUGCUCAUAAUAUUUAAUCAUCCAUGAAUUUCUCUUGAUACAUAUUGCAAAUUAAAACAAUAAAUAUGUCGGGUGAAGAGUACGAUAGUGAAAUGGAUUGUUCGGAUUCGGACUGUGGAGAUACGGGUUAUGAGGACUAUUACAAUGUUCAACCUUGGGGAGGCGAAGCUGACAAUGACGUUGAUCCGGAUCAAGGACGAAAGGAUCCCGAAUACGCAAUUCACGAUUGUCUUCGAGUUGAAGAAGUCGAGAGGUUAUUAAACGAAAAUGUUGAGGUUUUAAGUAAUAAUCUUCACAUUACACCGUCCUUAGCCAAAGUCCUGCUUCAUACACACGAUUGGGCUUUGCAAGAUGUUCUCGCCAAGUAUCGCACAAAUUCUUCAAAUUUUCUCGUCACUUCGAAAGUGAAACCCCUACAUCCGCCAGAUCCGUCGUGUGCUCUUAAAAUUCAAAGAGGUGGAUUUUGCACAGUCUGCGUUACUAUUUGUCCACCGGAAAGAUUCGCUCUUCUCACGUGUGGACAUUCUUUCUGUAAAGAAUGCUGGUGCAUGCAUUUUGAAGUUCAAAUCACUCAAGGCAUCUCAACUGGAAUCAGUUGUAUGGCGCAAGAGUGCGACGUUUUGGUACCAGAAGAUUUUGUGCUCACGCUUUUGACAAAACCGAGUAUGCGAGAAAGAUAUCAGCAAUUUGCUUUUCGAGAUUAUGUUAAAUCACAUCCGCAAUUGAGAUUUUGUCCGGGUCCUAAUUGUCAAAUUGUCAUGCGAUCCAAGGAACAUCGAGCUAAACGAGUCAAGUGCUCGUCAUGCAAAAGUAUAUUUUGUUUUCGAUGUGGUAUGGACUAUCAUGCGCCGACUGAUUGUAAUACCAUUAAAAAAUGGUUGACAAAAUGUGCAGACGAUUCAGAAACUGCAAAUUAUAUCAGUGCCCAUACCAAAGACUGUCCAAAAUGUCAUAUUUGUAUAGAGAAAAACGGAGGUUGUAAUCACAUGCAGUGUUACACUUGUAAACACGAAUUUUGUUGGAUGUGCCUUGGUGACUGGAAAGCACACGGAAGUGAAUAUUAUGAAUGUUCACGUUACAAGGAAAAUCCAAAUAUUGCUCAUGAAAGCGUUCACGCUCAAGCUAGAGAAGCUCUUAAAAAGUAUCUUCAUUAUUACGAAAGGUGGGAGAAUCACAGUAAAUCUUUAAAGUUAGAACAACAGACCUUGGAGGUCAUAAAAAUGAGGAUUAAUAAGAAAGUAAUGAAUGCAAGUGGAACUUGGAUCGAUUGGCAACAUUUGUACGAAGCUGCCUCUUUAUUGGCUCGCUGUCGUUACACUUUACAAUACACAUAUCCUUAUGCUUACUAUAUGGAGGCAGGGCCACGAAAAGAAUUGUUUGAAUAUCAACAAGCUCAAUUGGAGGCCGAAAUAGAGAAUCUCUCGUGGAAAAUUGAAAGAGCUGAGACAACUGAUCGUGGAGAUUUGGAGAAUCAGAUGGAUAUUGCAGAAAAACGUCGUGUCACGUUAUUAAAAGAUUUUCUCGAUGUCUAAAAGAACUUAAAUUAUGGUUUUCUUUUCAAUUAAUAUAUGAGUCGAAUAAUGAAUUAGGGAAAAGAAGGAUUCUAGAUUCUCUUUAAGAGAACACGAAAAGAGAAAACUCGACAAAUUCAGUGAAGUUUACUGAGUAUUGUAAAUAGUUAAACAAUUAAUUCAGUGUCAAAGGAAGCAAAAGAAUUGCAAUGAAAAUUUGAAAAAGUAACGAUUAUUUAUUAAUUAUGUGAGAAAUCCAUUUUACUGCUAUAUUCAUACGAUAUUUAGCUAUUCUUGUAAAGUUCUUUGACUUAGAUAAAUGCGCUAGACUGAAAUUUUCUUGUUAUAAGGAAUUCGUGCAAAUUCAUACUCAAAUAAUACUUGAAAAUUAUUCAAGUUUUAUUUUUCCUUAGCAAUUUUUUUUUUGAAUUGUACUUUUGUACCGUUUAUUUUUAGUUAUAAUUUUUUUAUU